Haliotis rubra (blacklip abalone) is the source of this 2260-nucleotide messenger RNA. RefSeq lists its product as uncharacterized. The transcript has 4 exons. Gene Ontology annotation, biological process: cell-cell junction assembly; calcium-dependent cell-cell adhesion; adherens junction organization. Gene Ontology annotation, cellular component: adherens junction; catenin complex; membrane. Lineage: Eukaryota; Metazoa; Mollusca; Gastropoda; Lepetellida; Haliotidae. The record is from RefSeq and is a predicted model, not a curated record. Gene Ontology annotation, molecular function: calcium ion binding; cadherin binding. Bases 18 to 2222 code for a protein of 734 amino acids.
AAGAGACGUAGAACACCAUGAACAAUAUUUCUGUCUUGAUUUGGUUCUUACUUCCAUUAUUGGUCCUAUCUGGUAGCUAUGAAGAAAGGGGUCGACAGAUUUUCUAUCCAAGAUCUCUGCCAAGGACUGGAUUUCAAAGAAGGCAAUCUGAAGACACGAAGGGUAUAUCGCCUGAUGCACGUGUUUCUAAAGGAUACCACAUAAAUCAACUAAAACGUCAGGGCUAUGAGAUCAAGAAGGAUGUGUAUAGACGUCAUAUGAAUCAGUCACAAAACAGGUCUAUUAUGCCCCAAUUCGCAGGUACACCAUUCAAUACAUCACGAAAUGCAUCUCUAAAUUUCAACCGUACCUGCAACGAUGUGUUUUACUUUGGCAACUCGAGUGCUAAGUUUGUCCUCGCUCCCCACAUAAUGGAGCCACUGAUGAGACUGCAAAUGUCCCAAGAUGGAAGGAAACUGUUGACAAGUUUGUCUAACCUGUUCAGGAAUAUGAGCGAGAAAGACAUUAACAUGAUAUCUUCAAUCCUAUCACAGGGAAAUGUGUACACGCCUCCAUCGGGAGGUUUCAUCAGUCUUUUGGAUAGGUUAUGGGCAACUGGAAAUGGAAGCCAACUCAUCUUGAGGAUGGUGCGUAUCCUCAACACCCUCACGUCCGGUCAAAUUUUAAAGCUGCUGAACCUUAUUCCAAUGACCCCACAGAACACGUCUUCGAGCCUUUCACUUCUAAUUCAUUUCCUGUCGGACCAACCUGGACACGACCUAGUGAAUGGCAUAUUUGGUAGAAACGUGAGUGAGAGUCUUCUGAAGUAUGUGUCGUUCAUAACCCAACUGCUUAUAAACACUACACCCAGCAUGUUUAGCCAAAUCGUUGCGAAUGGAAGCCGCCUGAAUGCCAUUUUGAUGGGUAAAAUGAGAAAUGGCCUGACAUCGGAUGCCAGUACAGGCAUGCAGAAUGUCACCGUGAGGAUUUCAGAAGCAGCACUUGGACAGGACUGUCAACAUUCAAUAUGUAAAGUAAAACAGAGUGCCUGCUGUCGAGGCAAUGAUGGGAUGUUGACGUGCACUUGUUUGUCGGGAUACCUAAGAUCAGUCAACGGAACAUGCAUUACUGCACCAACGAAAUUACUGGAAGAGACUCCGCAUGAAUAUUGGAUUCAUCCCAAUGCCCAGUUGGGAAAAGUCGUGGCGACGCUGCCCCUCCUCUCGUUCCCUGAUGUAUUAGAUCAUCUGUAUGUCUCCGUCGACGUCUUUCCCCGAGACAGUGGUAUGGCAGCCGUCGUCAACGGCAGCUACAUCUUCUUGGUGCUUGUGACCCUACCGCGAUACAAGACCUUUAUGCUGCAUAUAACAGCCUCAACAGGAUACACUCAUAUCCAUCAAGUACUCCCAGUGCGGAUUUCUACACUUGUCCACUCAGAUCCCCAAACUGUCAGCGUCUUUGUUCUGGAUGGUACUCGAAAUGGAACACUGGUUGCUGACAUCGUGAAGAAUUUCAGUCAGGAUUAUCCGUAUGCUCUUCAAAUAACAAACACCUAUCCAACUCAGAUUGCUGAUAUCCUGUUCAGUUUAUCACCACGCGGGCAAUUGCUGUUGACACGUGAUGUGGAUCUGUCCUUACUGAGUGGGGAUAACCUGACAUGCUCCCUUGAGGCUUUCUUUAAAGUCACAGCUCGAGAAGAAGGAUCAACCCAAUCUGUGAUACUGGCUAAAGUACAUGUUCUCAUCAUAAAGAAUUCAUGUGAUUACUUUGUACAAGAGAAUGUACGAAACAUAUCUGUCCUGAAGAAUGCAUUACUGCCUUUCGAUCAACCCCAGUUCAUCAUUAGUAUAUCCGAUCUCAGUCCGGUCUUUAAGUAUGAAAAUGGUUCUGUAAUACUCCAAGAAUAUUUGGACUUUGAAAAUUCUCACCACCGCCAUCUCCAGUUUUCAGUCAAGAUACGAACUCGAGACGGACUACGAAGAACGUCCAUUUCAGCAAAUAUUCAUGUCGAGGAUGUAAAUGAUGAACCGCCAGUUUUUGUGCUUCCAGUGCAUGACUUCAGUAUGAUCAAAGGUUCUCCUAGAGGAAGCAUAAUUGGUAUCGUGAAGGCCAAGGAUCCUGAUACUCCCGAACAACACCUGUCAUAUACCCUGUAUGGACAGAACGCAAGGUUUUUCAGAAUUGGACGUGAUGGGGCGAUAAGUGUAGAUGCGAUGAGUAAACCGAACAGAAAUUUCAAUUGACAGUUCCCAGUGGUUUAAAUAUGACAGUGUCCAGUGGU